UAUUUUAACGCAGCUAACCAUCUAGAUAGUAAAGUUUUGACAAAUAAAAAGUGAUAAUUAGAAAUAUUUCAAUUGAUUGUGUUAAAAUGAGUGUUCCGAUCGAACUAAAACGUAAGCGGAGGCAGAAAGAUGUAGUGUCCAAUAGGCAAACUAGAAAUAGAAUCAAUGCUGAAAUGAAAAGUUACUCGACCCAAUCGAAAGUUACGAUAUCUGAAGCAAUGUCGCCACAAGCUGCUUCUAUUACAGAAGGACCUUGUGGGAAAAAUGACAUCCCUUCGUUCAAUGUUGAUCAAGAAAACAUAAGGAUUUUAAAUCCUGACACUUCUGCUGCUACAGUGCUGAACUAUCUGGAUUACGUAGAUGAAAUUGUUGAUCCUGAAAUGUGUUUUAAUCCCUCCAAAGGAAAUACUUGCUAUAUUUCUGUUCCAUCAGCAGAUGUUGAUCAAAUUUUUGAGAAAGACCCUAGCAGUGAAGAUGAAUUUGAUGACGCUGUUUCUCAAAUAAUAUUGUCGGAUGACGAAGAAGAUGAAGUGGGCUUAGAAUACCAAAGUGCAAUUGAUUGGGAUUCUUACUCUGAUAGUGAAGAAGAAGAUGAUUCAUCAUUCCAAACGAAACCAGUUGCUGUUGAAGACGGUGAAACUGCAGUGAAAAACAAGAUCGCAGAAUGGGUCGUCAGUUGUCGAAUUCCUCAUCUUCAUGUGAAUUCUCUGUUGAGAAUUUUAAAAACUGAAGCGAACCUACAAUACCUUCCUCUUGAUACAAGGACUCUGCUAAAGUCGAAGAGAGGAAAGCUAACAUUCAUUGAUGUGCCCCCCGGAAAGUAUUAUCACAUAGGAGUCGAACAAUUGUUGAUUUCAUUUCUGCUGCAACUGAAAUCACAAGGAAUACCCAUUCCAAAUCACAUAUGUUUAUUCUUCAAUGUUGAUGGCAUUCCAUUGAGUAGUAGUAGUUCCAGUGAAUUCUGGCCUAUUCUUUCCCGUGUAGUCGGAUUCCCUAACGUAUUUGUUGCCGGCAUCUACCAUGGCCCCGGAAAACCUAAGGAUGUUAAUCAAUUUCUUUCGUCGUUUUGGAAGGACAUUAUGGACUUGAAAUCAAGAGGCCUCACCUUUAUGGGUACACGAGUUGCAGUUUCAGUAACCGGUAUGUCUUGUGAUGCCCCUGCCACUACGUUCUUGCUAAAUAUUGCCACUCACAAUGCGUAUUAUGGUUGUCGGAAGUGUACAACAAAGGGCAGUUGGGUUCGUAACGUAUAUAAAGAUUUAGCACCCAAAAGGGGAGGUAGAGUAACAUACCCGGAUAUUGAUGCAAUUCUACGAACAGAUUGCUCUUUUCGUAAUAGAUCGCAGAUUCAACAUCACGAUAAAAAUGGUAUUCGUUCUAUUAUUGAAGACAUUUUUUAUGAUAUCGUUAAAGCUGUCGUCAUAGAUCCAAUGCACUGCGUGUACAUUGGUGUGCACAAGAAGCUGGUGGGAAUAUGGUUUAACGAUCCUUUUGAUAACGUAAGAAUGUCAGCAGAACAACUUUCAAAGAUUUCAAUGUUUCGUGAAUGGCUUUGCCAAUAUGUUCCAUCUGACUUUGUUCGAAAACCUAGAUCCGUUAAAGAUUUUCCACGCUGGAAAGCAUAGCUUGAACACGCUGCUGCAACGCACGCUGGAACAUAGACUUGAUCUGAAUUAUCUAGGACCUAUAGUAUAUAAAUUUUACCUUAAUCAAAAGUGCUACGACCAUUUCAUCUUGCUUCACGUAGCCAUUCGUUUGUUGUCCAAUAAGGAUUUUUGUCAUAAAUAUGCGAACUACGCCAAUGAUCUCUUGCGACUCUUCGUAAGAGCUAGCUCAAAAAUUUAUGGUGAUAAAUUUGUUUCAUUCAAUGUGCACUGUCUUAUUCAUUUGGUGGAAGACGUAAAAAAUCUCGGUUCUCUUGAUGAAUUCAGUGCCUUUUGUUAUGAAAAUAAAUUACAAGUAUUAAAAACAUGUUGAAAAAGAGCGGUAGACCGUUACAGCAAAUCGUGCGUAGGUUGGACGAGGAGAAUCGCGUUUUAUCGUCAUUAAGACAAUCACAGUGCAUUAAUCUAGAUCGGUUUACACUACAAGACAGUCAUUGUUGCGGUGCAAUGGUGGAAGGUUUGACUUGUGUGGAACAAUUUAAAAAACUUUCUUUCAAAAAUACUUUUAUUAGUUCCUGCAUACCAGAUAACUGCGUGUUUAUCGAUGAUGCUAGUAAUUCAUUCAAAGUUGUUUUAGUACAAAACUGGAUAAGAACAAGUGACAGGGAGAUUCUUUUAUUGGGAAGGAGAUACUUGAAACAUGAAGACUUGUAUACUUAUCCGCUUCCCUCAUCGCAAUUUCACGAAAUAGUGGUUUCUCGUCUGUCAAAUGCUCUGGAAUGUUACUCGUUAACAUCUGUAAAAUUUAAAGCCGUUCACGUUCCAACCACUUUCCCAGAAACUGGAUCGUUCUUGGUAAAUCCUUUAAUGAAUAUUAAUGUAAAUUGAAUUUGUAAUAAAAUGUUUAUCUGCU
Daphnia magna is the source of this 2517-nucleotide messenger RNA. RefSeq lists its product as uncharacterized. The record is from RefSeq and is a predicted model, not a curated record. Lineage: Eukaryota; Metazoa; Arthropoda; Branchiopoda; Diplostraca; Daphniidae. The coding region runs from base 87 to 1625 and encodes 512 amino acids. The transcript has 4 exons.